Strongylus vulgaris is the source of this 359-nucleotide messenger RNA. The record is from the annotation of a GenBank genome assembly. NCBI's taxonomy places the organism in Eukaryota, Metazoa, Nematoda, Chromadorea, Rhabditida, Strongylidae.
AUGUUAAUUUCUAUAAAUAUUGCAGCGGUCAGCUCAUCGGUGCCGUGGUGAUCCCGCUGCUCGUUAGAGUGAAGCUGCUAUUUCGUAAUGAGCAGCUCUGGAAACCAGGUGUAACUCUGGUUGAGAUCUCCGUGUCGAAUCCUGACUUUACCUAUGCUGGCGCUGAACUUCCUGCUGAUUACAAAUCUGACUGGAUGUGUGAGCUAGCAGUGGAAAACUCAGAUCGGAUUAUGACUGCUAGCGAGCAUGACACCGUCUAUUUAACUCUGGAAAGUGUGCAAUAUAUUUUCACCGUUUGCAUUCGACUGCGACUUCCUCCCGAUAUUCGAUAUCUGGCUGCCAUUAUCUUUGCAAGGUAG